CGUACCUCACGAACCCGGAAUAUGUAGCAUAGAAUUACCCAAUCUUUAUAUAUUUUAGUCUUGAUCCCAUUAUCUUUCCUUUCUUGUACACAGGUCAACAAAAUCAAAUAAAAUCAUCACAGUUUAUUUGCACGACCUUUCCCAAGCUCCAUCAAUGGCAGACUCCAACCUCACGUAUCUCUGGUAUCUCCUCUUCCUCUCACCUGUUGCUCUCCUCAUCUUCCUCUACCUCAUAGUUCGACCACGCCCCGUCAAGAUCCCAAUCAAAAACCGCCACGUUUUCAUCACUGGCGGAUCCAGUGGCAUCGGCCUGGCCCUAGCUCACCGGGCCGCAUUGGAGGGUGCACGAGUCUCCAUCCUCGCCCGAUCGCUCGACAAGCUCAAGGAGGCGAAGGAAUCAAUCCGCCUAGCCACAGGCAUCGACAUUGCGAUCUUCGCCGUUGAUGUGAGGGAGUACGACGCCGUUCAGAUGGCGGUGGAGGAGGCUGGGCCCAUUGAUGUGUUGGUUGUGAAUCAAGGGGUUUUUGUUCCCCAAGAACUGGAGAACCAAGACUUGGAUGAGGUGAGGUUCAUGGUGGACGUGAAUCUGAUCGGGAGUUUCAAUAUGAUAAAGGCUGCUUUGCCUGGUAUGAAGAACAGAGGGAAUCGUGGACCGGGUUCAAUCGCUCUCAUGUCAUCCCAGGCUGGUCAGGUGGGCAUAUAUGGUUAUACAGCUUAUUCAGCAAGCAAGUUUGGGUUGCGGGGUCUAGCAGAAGCGUUGCAGCAAGAGCUUAUCUCACAAGACAUUCAUGUCUCCCUCAUAUUUCCUCCAGAUACAGAUACACCUGGCAUGGCGGAAGAGAUCAAGAAACGUCCUCAGCUCACCAGCAUCAUAGCUGCCGCAUCUGGUGUAAUGGGAGCUAAUGAAGUUGCCAAGAAAGCUUUGGAUGGCAUUAAAUGUGGUAGCUUUAUCAUCCCUUGCAACUUUGAGGGGCUCUUACUGUCCAUAGCAACUGCAGGCUUAUCUCCUCAGAGAUCGUUUCUAAUGGCUUUUGUUGAGGUGUUCACCACUGGCCUGAUACGUGUUGCAGCACUAUGUUUCCAGUGGACUUGGUAUACAAGCAUUGAGAAGUGGCAUGCACAACAGGAACAUUAAGAUGUUGAUAAUCUGGGGGAUCGAUGGACUUUGACCCACUGAAGUUGAAGUGAAGUUGCUAAAAAGGUAGAUUUCAUUCUUUAGAUGAGUCUCAAAGCAAGAAGCAUAAGUGCUUUUGUAAUAUAAAUGGACCUUAUUUUUUUUUUAACUUACCCAAUAAUCAUGCUUUUUCUUACUCAGUGAACCUUUCUUACUCAAAUUUUGGUCUGUGUUGUUUGACUUGGAGCACCCAAAAAUCUGGACUAUAAAUUGUGUAAAGAUAAGACUGGGGGAGGAGAGGGCCUUUUGAGUUUUGACUACUACAAUUUGAAGCUUUGGUUCUCUUACUAAUGAUCCAUUUUGUUAUGAUAUUUCUUGUAAUAAAUGAAUUAGUAGCCGUUUUAUUUUA
Molecule: messenger RNA, 1523 nt
Organism: Humulus lupulus (European hop)
Lineage: Eukaryota; Viridiplantae; Streptophyta; Magnoliopsida; Rosales; Cannabaceae
Product: 3-dehydrosphinganine reductase TSC10A-like
Exons: 4
Coding region: 155-1135 (326 amino acids)
Biological process (GO): sphingolipid biosynthetic process
Cellular component (GO): endoplasmic reticulum membrane
Molecular function (GO): 3-dehydrosphinganine reductase activity
Source: RefSeq, a predicted model, not a curated record